UUCCCUCCGCCAGGGGCGGGAGGUAGUCGAUGCUCAGAAAUACCUUUUCAAACAUAAUAAUAAUAAUAAUUCAGAAAUACAAAUCAUUCUCAUUCUUUACUCUUACCUUCGAACUUACUGCUUUGCUCUCCGAUCUGCCACUCCGCCACAAUGACUUCUCCUCCUCUCGAUUUUUGAAGUUCCGAAACCAAACCCGACCUGAGUUGGUAGCUGAGACUGACUGUCGUCAUUGUGAAAUGGGUAAAUCAACAUCCUCUUUUCUUUUUAUAUGCAAUCGUUUGAUUAUUAGAGUAAGCCUUCCAUUUCGUGCUUUUACUUCUUAUCAUUAUUGUUCCACUAUUAGAGAAAAUGCGAAAACCCCAUAUCAGAAUCGGAAUCAGUUUUUGAAAUCUGUGAGAGAUCACUGCAAAUCUGGAACCUUUAAGAAUCUUGAUCAUGCCUUAGGCCUGUUUGAUACAAUGCUUCACAUGCACCCUUUGCCCUCCAUUGUCGAUUUUACUCAAUUGUUGGGUGCCAUUGCAAGAAUGAAGCAUUACUCUGUAGUCGUUACUCUAAUUAAACGAAUGGAAUCAUUUGGAAUCUCUCCCAAUGUUCAUACUCUCACUGUUUUGAUUAAUUGCUUCUGCCAUUUGAACCGGGUCGAUUUUGGGUUCUCUGUCUUAGCAAUAGUUUUGAAACUUGGAUAUCAACCAAACCGUAUAACUCUAACCACUCUUGUCAAGGGGCUUUAUCUUAGAGGUAACAUUGCUGGAGCUGUGAGGUUGGUAGAGGAAAUGGAGAAGAAAGGGUAUGAACCUGAUGCAAUUACUUGUGGGACGAUAGUAAAUGGUCUGUGUAAGAAUGGCCAAACUGGUGUGGCUAUUAAGUUGCUCAGGAUGCUUGGAAAAAGGAAUUUUGAACAAAAUGUGGUGCUCUAUAGCACGGUAAUUGAUGGUUUAUGUAAGGAUAGAUUGGUAACUGAGGCUUUGAAUCUUUUAUCUGAAAUGAUGAGUAAAGGCAUUCAGCCAAACGUUGUCACUUACAAUUCCUUAGUUCAAGGACUAUGCAAUUUUGGCCGGUGGAGGGAGACGGCUACUUUGUUGAAUGAGAUGGGGCAAAGGAAGGUCAUGCCAGAUGUACAAACAUUUAGCAUAUUGGUGGAUACACGUUGCAAGGAAGGGAUGUUGACUGAGGCAAAAGAAGUUUUUGAUGUGAUGAUUCAAAGAGGCAUUGAUCCUAACAUAGUCACUUACAAUUCUUUGAUUGAUGGUUAUUGUUUGCAAAACAGACUGGAUGAGGCAGUUAAGACGUUUAAUAUGAUGGAUGAGAAGGGUUGUUCACCCGAUGUGGUUAGCUAUAGCAUAUUGAUCAAUGGAUAUUGCAAAAGUGAAAAAAUUGAUGAGGCAAUGCAUCUAUUUCAUGAAAUGUCCAACAAAGGAAUGAUUCCCGAUGUAGUGACUUACACCUCUCUUAUUGGUGGGUUUUGUCGAGUGGAGAGAGUCCAGGCUGCACUAGAGCUAUUCAAUACAAUGCGAGCUUGUGGCCAACAUCCAGAUCCCCAAACCUAUGCCAUCUUGUUAGAUGGCUUUUUUCAGAAGAGACGAAUUUCUGAGGCAAUGGCAUUGUUUCAGGAGAUGGAAGACAAAAGGCUGGACUGUGGUAUUGUGAUUUACAGCAUCUUGAUCGAUGGUUUCUGCAAUGUUGGGGAACUUAUGACUGCAAGAGAAAUCUUUGGUGGCCUUCCUGCAAAAGGAUUGAAACCUAAUGUUUGGACUUACACUAUAAUGAUCAAAGGAUUUUGCAAGAAUGGACUAGUUGAUGAAGCAAGUGAGCUGCUUGAGAAAAUGGAUGGCAAUGGUUGUUCACCUAACGAGCACACAUAUAACACAAUAAUCCAUGGGUUUUUGCAACAUAAAGAGACAACAAAGGCAAUGAAAUAUCACAAGAUGAUGGUUGACAAGGGAUUUUCAGCAAACGCAACAACUGCAGCCUUAUCAAAAAAUUAAGUAGAUGAAAAUAUUCAAGAAUUG
This is a messenger RNA of Quercus lobata, 2009 nucleotides long. Its product is annotated as putative pentatricopeptide repeat-containing protein At1g12700, mitochondrial. Gene Ontology annotation, molecular function: protein binding. Bases 30 to 1985 code for a protein of 651 amino acids. The transcript has a single exon. The record is from RefSeq and is a predicted model, not a curated record. Lineage: Eukaryota; Viridiplantae; Streptophyta; Magnoliopsida; Fagales; Fagaceae.